Nerophis ophidion (straightnose pipefish) is the source of this 7981-nucleotide messenger RNA. It is a transcript of the gene pggt1b, whose product is annotated as protein geranylgeranyltransferase type I, beta subunit. The coding region runs from base 36 to 1139 and encodes 367 amino acids. The transcript has 9 exons. Gene Ontology annotation, biological process: protein geranylgeranylation. Gene Ontology annotation, molecular function: CAAX-protein geranylgeranyltransferase activity. The record is from RefSeq and is a predicted model, not a curated record. Gene Ontology annotation, cellular component: CAAX-protein geranylgeranyltransferase complex. Lineage: Eukaryota; Metazoa; Chordata; Actinopteri; Syngnathiformes; Syngnathidae.
GGACCGGAAACGACCAUCGCAUUGCGGAAACAAAGAUGGCGGAGGAGGAGAGUCUCACUGACGAAUUAGAGCAGAUAGACUUUCUAAGAGACAGACAUGUACGCUUUUUUCAGAGAACUCUCCAGGUUUUACCAGAAAGAUACGCCUCCUUGGAGACAACCAGGUUGACUAUCCUAUUUUUUGCCCUGUCUGGUCUCGAUGUUCUCGAUGCCUUGGAUGUCAUCGACAGCAAGGUCACUAUUGAGUGGAUCUACUCCUUGCAGGUCCUACCCACAGAAGACCAAUCUAACCUCAGUCGCUGCGGCUUUCGAGGAUCAUCACACAUCGGAAUUCCGUGCAACACCGAGGGCCCCGGUGUGCUCCAUCCGUACGACAGCGGCCACGUAGCCAUGACCUACACUGGACUGUGCUCUUUGCUAAUACUGGGAGACGACCUGAGCCAAGUCAACAAACAGGCCUGUCUGGCAGGUCUCAGGGCGCUGCAGCUGGACGACGGCAGUUUCUACGCCGUGCCAGAAGGAAGCGAAAACGAUAUACGCUUUAUCUACUGCGCCGCAAGUAUCUGUUACAUGCUGGACGACUGGUCGGGCAUGGAUAUCCAAAAGGCCAUCGAAUACAUCCGAGGAAGCUUGUCUUACGAUAACGGGUUUGGUCAGGGAGCCGGAAGAGAGUCCCAUGGCGGCUGGACAUACUGCGCCAUCGCCUCCUUAUGUUUGAUGGGUCGAUUGGAAGAAGCGCUGACUCAGCGGGAGCUGGACAGGAUCUGCCGCUGGUGCAUCAUGAGACAGCAGAGUGGCUUCCAUGGGCGCCCCAACAAGCCUGUAGACACGUGCUACUCUUUUUGGGUGGGCGCAACAUUAGAGCUAUUAGAUGUGUUCCAGUACACCGACUUUGACAAGAACAGAACCUUCAUCCUGUCCACGCAGGAUCGAUUAGUGGGAGGCUUCGCCAAGUGGCCAGACAGCCAUCCAGACCCUCUGCACGCCUACUUGGGCCUGUGCGGUUUGUCUCUGAUCGGAGAGCCCAGCCUGAGGAAGGUCCACCCGGCUCUCAACAUCACCCAGAGGGCCUUUGAGCACCUCCGCCAGCUGCAGCAGACAUGGAGGGACAGUAGCGGCGGCUGCAGCGGACAGCACUGACAGGACAACCAACCAGCAUGUUCAGUAAACACACGUCUAAGGAGUCUUUUUUUUUUUUUUUUUUUUUAACCUAGGUGGCCUCCUUUUUAUUUGAGGACAACAGGAGUGUCCAGCUAGUAACUCUGGAAAGUGGCCUUUCCUUUACAUAAAGAUGCCUUUUGGUGAAAAAAAAAAAAAAAAUGAACAAAAAAUAUGUGCCAGGACAAAAUCACCAGAGACCUGAAGAAAUAACAGGUGCCAAAUUGUCUCCGUCAUGAUUAUGAAUUGAAAGAAAACCUGUGGAUGUGGUGCAGCAAUGUUUAAGGAUGUGUUUUGGCUGAUUUAUAGUUAACAGUGUUAUGUCAGAUGGACAUGAAACCUUUUAGCAGCACCCUCAUGGACAACAGCUUCUUAUGCACACAAGACCUAAUCAUGCAUUUGAAGGGGACCGAUCUUUAUUCUGACGGAAAAUGUGGAAAAAAGUUUAAACCACCCUGUGAAGAGGUGGCGACUUGUUCAGGGUGUACGCUGCCUUCCGCCCGAAUGCAGCUGAGGUAGGCUCCAGCACCCCCCGCCACCCCAAAAGGGACAAGCAAUAGAAAAUGGAUGGAGGGAUGGAAGUAUAGACCAGUCAUGUUGUCCUUGGAAGCACAGCACCUUCUAAGGACAGACGGUUCAUAAUCACUAACACCCUUUCAGUGCUUUUAUUGACCUUUUCAAAGCUUACCACUCUCAAAAAGGUUAAUUCCUGCCCGGCAGAUUUCAUCUCAACCCUCCUUCUACCACCAUCUGUGUUUGCUAAUGAGGAGGUAUGAUCAGGUGGUGCUGCACCCAAAGGAGAUUAGUAGAAAACCACCUGAAGGGACUCUUUGGUCUUCUGGAAGAUUGUUCUACAACACCUGCAGGAAACAAAAGAAAACAUCUUCUAGGAGCAAACGGGAAUAAAACGUCCCUUAGGGAAUUUCUCUUUUUGAUCCCGUGAGCUGGCCUGGCUCAGACAGAUUCACCAUUGCCGACAGUAACUAUUUAAUAGAUUCACUUGAUAGCCAUCUUUCACCUCAGGCUCUAGUUGCAACGUCUUGGUUUUCCUAUCAUUGGUGUGUAAUCCUUCCCAAAGCCUUUUUCAGCAAGUGAAUCGUAAGCCCCUUUUUAAAGAAAGAUCCUGCAAAAUGGCUGUCAAUGAAAGAUCCAGCAUUUAUUCACCUUUGCCUUUUUACACAGAACAUAAUGAACCAAAAUAUUUUCAAUCGGAGGUAGUGUUAGCAUCUAGUGUGACGAAUACAUAACUGGACAAACAACCACGCUAUUGUUAGUUCUAGUGCUUGGUCAGUUGGGGUUCUUCAUUGGGUGACGUAAACCACUGCUGGCUCACUGGUCGUCAUCGCUGCAUCAUUCUAGCUUACUUUAACUUAGCUGUGCCUUACACUGUAUCGUCUUCUCAGUCUUUUACCUGUCAACCGUACCGUUUCCCCGUUAAACUCAAGUAGUUUUGUCCUUCUGUCCCAGCAUCUUCCUGUUCCCAUAAACUCCAGCUGAAGCAGUGCUUCUCAAUUAUUUUGUUACGCCUCCCGCCUUAAGAAGCAAAAAAACCUUCCGCGCCUCACACCACUCUCUGCCAUGACUAUGAAUAAUAUUUGUCUAUUAUAAGUCCACCUGAUUGAUUGAAACUUAUGCACAGUACGGUACAUAUUCCGUACAAUUGACCACUAAAUGGUAACGCCCGAAUACGUUUUUCAACUUGUUUCAGUCGGGGUCCACGUUAAUCAAUUCAUUGUAUCCUUAUUAGCAAUAAAGAAAAAGAUGAUCUUUAUUGUCGCAUGUACAUGUACAGCGAAAUGUAGUCUGCAUUUGACCCAUCCUCUCUUCUUAACAGGCACAAUACUUUAAACCACACUGCAAAAGUCAGUGUUCAAAGACAAGAAAAAAAAAAAAAUAUAUAUAUAUAUAUAUACAAAAAUUAAGGGUAUUUUACUUGAACUAAGCAAAAUUAUCUGCCAAUAGAAGAAGAAAAUUUGGAUUGAACCUGAAACAUAAUCCUGAAAGGAAACUAGUGUGUGAAUGUCAGUGUGAAUGUCGUCCAUCUAUCUGUGUUGGCCCUGCGAUGAAGUGGCGACUUGUCCAGGGUGGACUCCGCCUUCCGCCCAAAUGCAGCUAAGAUAGGCUCCAGCAUCCCCCGCCACCCCAAAAGGGACAAGUGGUAGAAAAUGAAUUAUACAAUUUGUGCAGUUUUUUAAAAUCAAAAUGAGGACGUUAAAAUUUAUAGCUACAAUGACAACGUUUUGUAGUGCGUAGCUAUUCGUAAUGGGGUUUUAAGAGCGACACGAACGACAUGAUACUAAUAAAGCAUGUUCCCCGGGGUCACACGUGCCCCCCGCUAAGGCACCACUUGAUAAACAUUGCUGUUCAAAAUAAAAGCACACCACUGCACAGGUGACAAUGAUGACAAAUGGACAGCGUUGUAGAGGAGGAUGCACAUGAAGACAUCCAUCCGUCCAUCUAUUUCCUACCGCUUAUUCCCUUUGGGGUCGCGGGGGGCGCUGGUACCUAUCUCUGCUACAAUCGGGCGGAAGGCGGGUACACCCUGGACAAGUCGCCACCUCAUCGCAGCACAUGAAGACAUAUAAAGCCCAAAUUUGUAUGAAUAUCUUGACAAAUGGGAGGCCUAUUAUUCUUAAUAGGGAAGUCAGACACAUUUUUUGUAAGAUUUGUAACGCCAAUUGUCGGACAUCACACAGAGGGAAAAAAAUAUGUGAGCCAGCGUGAAAAAUCUCUCAAGCGUAAUACCAGUUUAUUUUUUUAUUAACGCUACGUCAACUAGAAAUGUUACACUGCCCGUGUUUUUAAAUGCGAAUGUUGCCAAUUUGUAUCCUUAACCUGACCAACAGGCCGAAAACCCUCAUUCUCACUCGCAGUCUCAUUUCUGCUGAUGCGUUCAAUGCGACGUGAUUUUCAGUUUCCAACCACUCCUGUCACAGGUGUUCCUCAGGGUUCAACUGUAGGGCCCUUGCUAUUUUAUGCUAAAUAACCUUUUGUCACUACCACCAGCCACCCCCAGCCCCCUAAUUUUAGGAAGUGAAUUGGAUCAACUAAAUGGUAAAUGGGUUAUACUUAUUAUAUAUAGUGCUUUUCUACCUUUUUUAAGGAACUUAAAGCGCUUUGACACUAUUUCCACAUUCACUCAUUCACACACUGUGUGCUGCCAUGCAAGGCGCUAACCAGGGCACAUCAGGAGCACGGGUGAAGUGUCUUUCUCAAGGACACAACGGACGUGACUAGGAUGGUAGAAGGUGGGGAUUGAACCAGGAACCCUCAGGUUGCUGGCACAGCCACGCUCCCAACCGCGCCAUGCCGUCCCCCGUGAAGGAUAAACAAACAUGUUGUGGAUUAAGCCAUGAUGGACCUCAUCUUGUAAAUCAAAGGUUGUUGGAACAACACCCUCGCACCUUGGGUAAACACCAAGGGGAGACUUCUGCCUUCUAAGCCCAGGCAGAGAGGUGGAGGAGGAGGGAUCACUGAGAGUGGAGCAGCAGGAUGAAUAAAUCAUUGGCAACAUCCAUUAUUAAGGGAAACUGGCGGGCAGUGACGUCACACGCUCCCAACUCCUUAUAACGAGAGAACAAUAACAACGCGUCUUUUACUAUUAUUCUCAUCGCUUAUACCGCGUUACAGUUUUUCCCUGGCCUCUUUGGAGUGCAAGUGUCACCCGGGAAUGGUUUGUUUUAGCUGGCUGUCAGACCCAACAACAAAACUGAAGGCGAUAUGGCCUUUUAUUAAUAUCUUGAUAUUUUUAGGCCAUGUAACGAUACACAAUAUAUAUUGCCAUAUUUUGCCUUGAAUGAACACUUGAUGCAUAUAAUCACAGCAGUAUGAUGAUUCUGUGUGUCUACAUUAAAACAUUCUCGUUCAUACUGCUUUAAUAUAUGCUUAUAUAAAACUUUCAUGCAGAGAGGGAAAUCACAACUAAGUCAUUUGACCAAAACUGUAGUUAUUAAGCAGUGGCAUAAACGUUCAUGUCAUUUCAAAACAGAAAGUGCAAGAUUGUCAGAGACAUUUUAAAACAAGCUAUUAGAGUGAAUUAUAUUUAUAGUGAAUUAUAAUUUUGUGCAUGAUGUCACUAAGAUGACAUAUCAAAACAAAACUGAAUUAAAGUGCACUUUUUGUACAGAGCCACUGCAAUAGUUUAGAACAAAUAAAGUGCACUUUUGUGCAUGAUGUCACAAGAUAUUUCGAUAAGUUAUCAAUUGAAAAUGAGUUAAAUAAUAGGAGAUCAAAAUAGUGUAUGUCCUUCGCUAUGUGGAAGGUUCCUGCGGACGUUAUCUCCUUUUGUUGUUGACUUUUGUUUUCAUACGGUGUUGAUCUGGAAAUAGUUGCUUCAGCAUUUUGUGGGUGUUUCAUCGAACAGAGAUGUUGACAUGCCGUGUUUCAAGCACUCUUCAUUUUCUCGCGGUUGACUUUUCAAAUGAGACAAAAGCAUUGCUCCAAAAAGUAGCAGCACUGCUAAUUUGUAGCAACGACUUUGCCGCAUAAUUGUUCAACAUCUUCCCGCUUGAAGCCAAACCACCGCCAAACGAUGGACCCCUUCCUUGGGAAUUUAUUCUUCCUUCAUUUGUUACCAGAUUGGCACCUUCUCUCUUUUGUAUUACCACUCGCACCUCACCGUUAGCAUCAUAGCUAACGUUACCAUGUCGCUACCUCUCUGCUCCGCGGGAGCGUGUGACGUUGCACUCGUGACGUAUGUAAGAAGGUGCACUGGUUUAAGUCUCUGUGUGAAGGAGAGACAAGAAAGAGUGGGAAACGCAUGCAGUGUAAUGCCCGCAGCUAAAAGCAACUGCGUGAGAACGUAUACUCGAAUAUCACCAUAUAGUCAUUUUCUAUAUCACACAGAGACAAACCCGCGAUAUAUCGCUAAAUCGCCCAGCCCUAUUGAAUAAACACACAAUUUUCUGCAUCUGCAUGAUUCUGGCUUUCAAAUGCAGCGCUGCUUUAACGGGAGCCCGGACCAAUUCUAAUGGACUUCUUUAGAUUUGUCUUCUAAAGCCUGGAGACCGCUUCAUUAUGGAGAAGUAUUCCUUCGCCACACUUGUGCCUCGUAGAUUGUUGUUCUAAUGUCUCCGCUCGGGAUGGUCUCCUGCUGGCCCCACUAUGGACUGGAAUCCCACUAUUUUAUGUUGGAUCCACUAUGGACUGGCCUUUUACAAUAUUAUGUUAGACCCACUAUGGACUGGACUCCCACUAUUUUAUGUUAGAUCCACUAUGGAUUGGCCUUUUACAAUAUUAUGUUAGACCCACUAUGGACUGGACUCCCACUAUUUUAUGUUAGAUCCACUAUGGACUGGACUCUCACAAUUUUAUGCUAGAUCCACUAUAGACUGGACUCUCACUAUUAUGUUAGAUCCACUAGGGACUGGACUCUCACAAUUUUAUGUGAGAUCCACUAUGGACUGGACUAUCACUAUUAUGUUAGAUCCACUAGGGACUGGACUCUUACAAUAUUAUUCCAGAUCCACUAUGGACUGGACUUUCACUAUUACGCUAGCUCCACUAUGGACUGGACUCUCACUAUUAUGCUAGAUCCACUAUGGACUGGACUCUCCCUAUUAUGUUAGAUCCACUAUGUACUGGACUAUCACAAUAUUAUGCUAGAUCCACUAUGGACUGGACUCUCACUAUUAUGUUAGAUCCACUAUGGACUGGACUCUCACUAUUAUGUUAGAUCCGCUAUGGACUGGACUCUCCCAAUAUUAUGCUAGAUCCACUAUGGACUGAACUCUCACUAUUAUGUUAGAUCCACUAUGGACUGGACUCUCACUAUUAUGCUAGAUCCACUAUGGACUGGACUUUGACUAUUAUGUUAGAUCCACUAUGGACUGGACUCUCACUAUUAUGCUAGAUCCACAAUGGACUGGACUCUCACUAUUAUGCUAGAUCCACUAUGGACUAGACUCUCACUAUUAUGCUAGAUCCACUAUGGACUGGACUCUCACUAUUAUGUUAGAUCCACUAUGGACUGGACUCUCACUAUUAUGUUAGAUCCACUAUGGACUGGACUCUCACUAUUAUGCUAGAUCCACUAUGGACUGGACUCUCACUAUUAUGUUAGAUCCACUAUGGACUGGACUCUCACUAUUAGGCCAGAUCCACUAUGGACUAGACUCUCACUAUUAUGUUUUAUCAACUCUACGUCCAUUGCACCAGACGCCCAGGGGUGGGGAUCCCCACAUCUUCGGUCCCCUCCGAGGUUUCUCAUUGUACCAUUGGGUUGAGUUUUUCCUUGCCCUGAUGUGGGAUCUGAGCCGAGGAUGUCGUUGUGGCUUGUGCAGCCCUUUGAGACACUUCUGAUUUAGGGCUGUAUAAGUAAACAUUGAUUGAUUGAUUGAAUGAUAAUGUCCCUCAGCAAUGCUUUUUUUCAUAAAUUUUUUCCUCAACCCAUUUUUUUUUAGAAAAACAGACAAACUGAAAAGUUGAAAACACACGUUUUUGUUCUUGCAAUCAGGAUUCUAAUGCAUUUCUCAGAGAAAGAAAAUCCACGGAUGCAUCAGUUCCCUCGGUCGCUUACGGAGCAUAUGGAGCCUGUUACUCGGCCUCAAUAGCUGCCUGCAGUGGGGGUCGUUGUUUGGACCCCUCCCACGCCACACAUGCAUAUACAUAAUGUAACAUGAAAUGCCAUUUAUUUUUUUUAUGCUUUGUAGAGACAUCAAGUGUAGGUAAAAAAUGUACAUGACUAUAAAUAUUUGCAAGCAAGAUGUAUAAGCGGGCGGAUAUGCGAAUGUUGAUUGGUUAGCCAUGUUUGAAUAACGUGAGGAACCGAGCUUGGCAGCAAAUACUGCAUCUGUGGUAAAUAAUAAAAACAUUACGCACACAUA